AUGGAUUCUCCGAAAAGAAAAACUGACGAUCAGAAUACGGAAGGAGUGAAUGAUAUCGAAAUGACUGACGAGAAGGAGUUUUUAGUCGAAAAUGAAAGUAAAUUAUUUUGCAAAGAAACUGACGAUCAGAAUACGGAAGGAGUGAAUGAUAUCGAAAUGACUGACGAGAAGGAGUUGUCUUUAAAUGUGUUGAAGAAUAAGAAAAAUAAGAGGGAAAAGGAUAACAAACCAAUUGUUGGGCAAAAGACUAUUUAUAAUAUGAAUGAAUCAGUGGAGGAAUUGCGUUCAGAAAGUGAUUGGAAACACUUCCAUACCUCCACUUCAACCCCAACGUCACUACAAACACAUAUCCCCGACUUAAACAUCUCGAGUAUUAGCUCUGAAGGCAAUGACUCGGAUAUGUUGUUUGAGAGGCAAUUGUCUCGCUUUCAGAUAACCGAUGAAAUCACUGAAUCGUUAAAUUAA
Molecule: messenger RNA, 465 nt
Organism: Oppiella nova
Lineage: Eukaryota; Metazoa; Arthropoda; Arachnida; Sarcoptiformes; Oppiidae
Source: the annotation of a GenBank genome assembly